AAGAAAAAGAAAAAGAAAAGCCCGGUAAUUCCGUUUAAAGAAAUUGUAAUUUAAACUUUUUUUUUUUUGGCUUUCUUUCUCUCUCCCUCUUUUCUCUAUGUUUCGUCGUUCUCUUACACUAAAGUUACCAAGAGUUCAAGUUGUUCGUCCUCUAGCACGUCGCUUAACAACCGCAGUUGCUUCAAGACCUCAAAAGGUAACUUGGACUACAACAGCUGCCUUGACUUUGACUGGCUUGGGUAUUUAUGGCUUGAAUUAUGCAUAUGCUGAAGCACCUGCUUAUGCAGGUAGUGUAGAAGAUCCUACCACAAAACUUUCUUUUCCUAUCUUUUUGAAUACAAAUAAUGAAUGGAAACGGUUGAUUGGAUUGGGUGUACGUACUGUUACUUUUCUAAAGAUGAAUGUCUAUGUAUUAGGCAUGUAUAUGAAGAAUGACGAUAUUGAAGCUUUGAAGGCCAAAAAGGGCUGGAAGAAUGUGGAUAAAGAACAGUUUUUGGAAAAAAGUGAGUUGGCAGAAGAAUUGUUAAAUCAGCCUUAUGAUGUGAGUAUUCGUUUGGUACCUGUGCGUGCUACAAGCACACAACACCUUCGCGAUGGCUUUCUUCGACUUUUAAUGCAGCGCAUGAAGGAUCAAUCAUUGACUGAAGAUGAAGAAAGAGAGAUAUUGCGUGCCAUGCAAGAAUUUAAAUCAAAUUUUGUCAGUAUGAAUGUCAAGAAAGAUUCUGAAUUUAUCUUUACAAAGACACAAGAUGGGCUGCGCAUAUCUUACGAAGGCAAAGACUGGGGUAUUGUUCAAAAUGCUUGGUUAGCAAAGAACUUUAUUAUGGGGUAUUUAGAGCCCAAGCAUCCUUCUAGUGAAGCUGCUUUACAUGAUAUCGCACAAGGCCUUGAGAAAUUGAUGAAGGAAUAAAAUUUUAAAUGCCAGCCUGAUUCAAAG
Molecule: messenger RNA, 937 nt
Organism: Gilbertella persicaria
Lineage: Eukaryota; Fungi; Mucoromycota; Mucoromycetes; Mucorales; Choanephoraceae
Product: chalcone-flavanone isomerase-domain-containing protein
Exons: 5
Coding region: 98-910 (270 amino acids)
Molecular function (GO): intramolecular lyase activity
Source: RefSeq, a predicted model, not a curated record